Zophobas morio is the source of this 1104-nucleotide messenger RNA. Its product is annotated as odorant receptor 43a-like. Gene Ontology annotation, molecular function: odorant binding; olfactory receptor activity. Gene Ontology annotation, biological process: detection of chemical stimulus involved in sensory perception of smell; sensory perception of smell. Gene Ontology annotation, cellular component: plasma membrane. The transcript has 6 exons. NCBI's taxonomy places the organism in Eukaryota, Metazoa, Arthropoda, Insecta, Coleoptera, Tenebrionidae. Bases 1 to 1104 code for a protein of 367 amino acids. The record is from RefSeq and is a predicted model, not a curated record.
AUGACCGACCAGAAUUACUUCGAUGUUAUUGUCAAAGUUUACAACGCCGUGGGGCUAAAGAGAAGCUCACCUUUCCCUCUAAAAAUUAUUUCGAAGUAUGUUUUAUUCCCUCUAUUGUUAGCUUUAUGUGGGAUGGUGGUAAUAAACUUGAAAUACAAAAGCCAAGAUGUGUUCGGAGUAGUGGAGGUUUUUGAAUCCGUGGCUAGCUUCGGACAAAUGCUCAUCCGUAAAUUAAUACUAAUUCUAUAUUCGUCAAAAAUUGAAAAAAUUAUCAAUGAGAGGUCGCUUUUCUGGAGUUAUGAUUAUCUUGGUGGAGACUUCAGUUCGCGACUAAAUAUGAAGAAAAAUCAGGUUUUCACUAGACUAAAACUAUUCUGGUUGAUGUGUUGUGUCGCUGUGACUCUAGUGAUUGUCACUCCUAUCUUCAUUGAAGAAAAAUCUUUACCGAGCUCGUGCUGGAUGCCCACCGACAACAAAUUCUUCUUCAUCGUUGUGUACAUCCUUCAAAGUAUAUUUUUCAUCGAAUUGAUACUAAUUUCACCACCGACUGAUGGUUUCUUCCUCUUCGUCUGCACAGAUCUUGAAAUACAGUUACAAGUGUUGAGCAACACACUCCAAAAUGUACACAUUGGAAGCAACCAAGAAAAGUGCUUUGAAAAAUUGAAACAGUGCUCAGUUUACCACAGAUUUUUGCUAAAUGUACAUGAAGAUCUCAACACUGUCUUCUCUAUAUACUUCGUUUUACAAUUUUUGAUAAAUAUCAUUGGAACUACGAUGCAGUUUUACAUUUUGAGCAAUACGCCUGCUGAUGUAACACAAGUAAUGAGGUGCAUUAUGUACCUCAUGACUGUGCUUUUUCAGGGUUCGAUAUCAUUUCUCCCGGCUAGUAAUGUCGAAAUUGAGGCGGAAAAACUUGCCAAUGAGAUUUACUGCCUCGAUUGGUACAAUUCGCCAAAUUUGAAAAUUCGUAAGUUUGUUCUAUUCUGGUUGAUGAAGGCCCAAAAACCGGUGCAGAUGUCUGGGGGUGGUUUAAUGACGGUUAACAGAAAUGUUUUCUUACAGAUUCCGCGAACUUCAUUUUCGAUUUGUACCCUGUUGGGAUAA